Nerophis lumbriciformis (worm pipefish) is the source of this 4026-nucleotide messenger RNA. The record is from RefSeq and is a predicted model, not a curated record. NCBI's taxonomy places the organism in Eukaryota, Metazoa, Chordata, Actinopteri, Syngnathiformes, Syngnathidae.
AUGGAGGACGCAGCAGAAGUGGAGGAGGUGCAAUACAAGUUGACGUUAAUCGGCUCUAUCACUGUCCACCGUAUGACAACAAUGGCGAUGCUACCCUGGGUGGUGGCUGAAGUCAGUAGGUCACAGGAGCCCAGUACCAAUGUGUCUCUAUACGUGUCUCCAUCGUGGGUCCGGUGUGUAUGCAUGCGGGCUGAGGGGCUGCUUUGGGACCCCCUUACGCACACGGUGCUGUUCGAGUGCCAACCUCACCAGGUCAGCAAGCUCAUUCACAACAGCCAGGAGCCCAGCAGCUUUGGAUGCCUGCUCAGAGACACUCCAUGCUGUGCCUGCUAUGUGUUCAAGUGCCAGGAUAGCACAAAGGUCCCUGAGAUCAUCAGCACGCUCAGGCAAGCUGGCAAAAGCUCGGCGCGCAAUGAUGACACCCUCACCAUUCCCAACAAGACUCUGACAGAUCCUGGAGACAACAAGCCACUGGAAACGCAGGCCAUCUUUUCUUCCCUUUCCACAGCGGGUUCUGUGGUGAACAACCCUGCCCUAUCCCCAACAACCUUUGCCAAAAAGUUUGAGGUGCUCUUUUGCGGCCGUGUGACUGUUGCUCACAAAAAGGCUCCUCCUGCACUAAUUGACGAAUGCAUCGAAAAGUUCAGCCAGUUAGCUCAGGGCUCAGGGACCCCUAAAAAAGGGGUAAAUACAGGAGGACUAGUUGGUGGACUGAAGCGGGCAUUAGCCUUCCAGUCUAACGGACUUGGGAAUGCCGCUUUUGGUAAUGAUGCCACUGGGAGUCCCACCAAUGGAAAACGUCCGCUGUUGUUUAAACGGGACCCUAGCUUUCCAUCUCUACAAGCCCUGGAUGAGAAUGGCCUCUCACCUGAGAUCUCAAAUGCCAACACUACAGAAGCACAAAUUCAUUCUCCUGGGGUGCAGCCCACCAGCUUGCAGGAGAAUCGGACCAUGCUAUUUACGGUGGGCAGGUCACAGAUUUUUUUGGUUAGCCCGGACACUAAGAAGGUUGCCAUUGAAAAGAGUUUCCGGGAAAUCUCUUUCUGCUCACAAGGUAUUCGCCACGUGGACCACUUUGGCUUCAUUUGUAGGGAAACUGUGGAAAGAGGAAGCUGCCACUUUGUUUGCUAUAUCUUUCAGUGUACGGAUGAAUCGCUGGUGGAUGAGAUCAUGCUGACCUUGAAGCAGGCAUUCUCCGUAGCAGCUGUGCAGCAGAAUGCAAAGAGCCAGAGCCAACAGUGUGACAGCUGCCCCAUGCUGAAGCUCCAUAAGUUGUGUGAGAGAAUAGAGGGUCUAAAUGCAUCAAAAACUAAAAUAGAGCUUCAGAGACAUCUAGCCACUCUGGACAACCAGGAUCAAGCUGCAGUUUUUGAGAAUACUAUGAGGUCUCGUCCUAAAAGUGAACAGGAAGAAAAUGAGUUCAUAAUGGCAUCUUUGAGGAACUUGUAUGAGGAGAGACAGAGGCUCCAUCAUCACACUUUUUCAAAGGAGACCAAACAGAAUGAGGAGGCGGCGGCUGCUCCAGUUGAAGUGCAGCAACAAAGUAGCAGUCGACAGCGUCUUGAGCAGUUCAAAAGUCGAGCCAAGCGCUCUCUAACAGAGUCCUUGGAGGGUAUUUGGAAGGGAAGCAGCAAGGCCAAUUCUCAAAGAGGCAACAGUGAAAGAAGCCAUAGUGUCUCCUCCAUUUCUACUGCCAAUAGCCAGGACCAGUCUCAUUCAGAGGACCCCUUAUCCAGUGUCUCCCGGUUUCAAUCCACCAGCCCACUCAGGUGCCACAGUUCAACAGGAAACCUCAAACAGCUUGACCCUUUUGCAUCCCCAUCUCCUUCGCCCGCCUCGUUUUUACCAAGUGACAGUCAGCCGCAGGGCUUCCGUAGACGAGCCAGCACCUUUAGCCACCCUCCAACUCCCUCCUCAGCAGAUAAUUCACCAGUGUGCACUUUAACCCAUACGCCACAACAGGACCCUGCAGCUGCUUCAAAGGCCAGGCUUUUAAGGCACUACUCUGUCAGCACCGACACGCCACACCAAAGCAAAUGUGUUCCUUCUGACACCACCCUUCCUCCUGUUCCAAACAGCUCUGCAUCCUCAUCUUCUCUGCUUCCUCCUUCCUCCCCGUCAACCAGAGCUAGGCUCAGUAAAAGACGUCCUCUGGGUGGACUGCGUGCACGACUUCACUCGUCAUCCUCUGUUCCUAAUUUUUUGAAAUUUCAAUUCUUGGCCCCUGUCGAAGAAAGUGACUACCUAGACCCAAAGAGCAGAACUUUGUGUCACUUUGGUUUUAGAGAUGUAGCAGCACUAUAUGCGUCAAAUGCGGAAUGUGAAGUUGGCGAAAGCCCCCUGCGCAGUCACCGACACUCCUGGCGGCAGCAGAUUUUCCUGCGAGUCGCAACCCCUCAGAAAAACUCAGAUGUUAAUGAGCGUGGAGACGGUCUAGAUGGGGGUCGGGUGUGUGGGGGCCAAGCUGUCUGUACAGGAAGUGUAGACUUGUCCAUGAGGGUGCUGCCUGAAGAAAGAAGCAGAAAGAGCAAAGAGGAGCUGAGGGAACUAUGGAGGACAGCCAUCUUACAACAAAUCCUCCUGCAGAGGAUGGAACGAGAGAACCUGAAACUACAAGCUUCGGAAAGCGAUUUGCAGAACAAGCGUCUCAAGCUGGACUACGAAGAAAUCACUCCGUGUCUGAAAGAUGUCACGUUAGUCUGGGAGAAGAUGCUGGGAACUCCUGGAAGGGCAAAGGUCAAAUUUGACAGCGAAACCGUACAUGCGUCUGUUGCACAAGGGGUGCCGAGACAGCAUCGAGGCGAGAUCUGGAAGUUCCUUUCUGAACAGUACCUGCUGAAGCAGACGGUCCCGUCUCGGCCACCGACCAAUGACAAACCAUACAAAGAGCUGCUCAAACAGCUCACCACCCAACAGCACGCCAUCCUCAUAGAUCUGGGUCGCACUUUUCCCACUCAUCCGUAUUUUCAAGCCCAGCUGGGGUCAGGACAAUUGUCUCUGUAUAAUAUCCUGAAGGCCUACUCACUGCUGGACCCGGAGGUUGGGUACUGCCAGGGUUUGUCCUUCAUUGCUGGAGUUUUGCUGUUACACAUGGGGGAAGAAGAAGCCUUCAACAUGCUUAAAUUUCUCAUGUAUGAUGUUGGCAUCCGCAAACAGUACAGGCCUGAUAUGAUUAUCUUGCAGAUUCAGAUGUACCAGUUGUCACGUCUGCUCCAUGAUUAUCACCGGGAUCUCUACAUCCACUUGGAGCAACAAGAGAUUGGGCCCAGCCUGUAUGCCACACCGUGGUUCCUCACCGCCUUUGCCUCACAUUUCCCCCUCGGUUUCGUGGCCAGAGUUUUUGAUAUGUUGUUCCUCCAAGGACCAGAGGUCAUCUUCAAGGUGGCCUUGAGUCUUUUGGGGAGCCACAAGCCUCUCAUCUUGCAACAUGACAGCCUGGAGUCCAUUGUGGACUUCAUCAAGACCACACUGCCCAACCUGGGCCUGGUGCAGAUGGAAAAAACUAUUAAUCAGGUUUGUGAGAUGGAUGUGUCCAAGCAGCUCCAGGCGUACGAGGUGGAGUACCACGUCUUGCAGGAUGAACUCCUUGACACGCCUCCGACCCUCAACCAGCACCAGCGUGCUGCACAGCUGGAGAGGACCAAUCAGAGCCUGAGACAGCAGAACCUUGAUCUCCUCGAGGAGCUGCAGGUGUCGUACGCUCGGGUGUGCAGCCUCGAGAGUCGAGUAGCGGCGCUAGUGCAGUCAGAGAGUGAGCUGAAGCAGAAAGUUUCUACUCUGGAACUGGAGAAGCAGCAGCUGGCGAGCACAGCCACGCGCCUCCAGAACUUGCUGGUCAGCCUGGGAAUAAAAAUGAAUCUUGAUGGCCACAGAGUGCUUUCGUCCGACGUGGAAUUACAUGCGCCCGAAGUUACGGCGGGACCCACUGUGGGUCCACCAGCAGGGCAGGAGGAUCAGGCACCGGACUCCCUCUUCCAACCCUUGCCUGAAGUGCAGAAGGUAGUAAAUGGACAAGGAGAGACUUGA